Dioscorea cayenensis subsp. rotundata (Guinea yam) is the source of this 372-nucleotide messenger RNA. Its product is annotated as elicitor-responsive protein 1-like. The record is from RefSeq and is a predicted model, not a curated record. The transcript is spliced from 3 exons. Bases 1 to 372 code for a protein of 123 amino acids. Lineage: Eukaryota; Viridiplantae; Streptophyta; Magnoliopsida; Dioscoreales; Dioscoreaceae.
AUGGAUCCUUAUGUCAUGAUACAGUAUAGGAAUCAAGAACAAAAGAGUAGCGUUGUAAAAGAUCAAGGGACGAAUCCAUCAUGGAAUGAGACUUUUAAGUUUCAGGUUCAGAAUGCAGAAGCUGCAGAGCAUCACCAGAAACUUGUCCUUAGAAUCAUGGAUAAAGAUAUAUUCAAUGUUGAUGAUUUUGUUGGUCAAGCAACGAUUAGUGUUGCUGAUGUGAUUUCUUUGGGAGUUGAAAAAGGACAUGGUGAAUUGCAUCCUAGUAAGUAUAGUGUGGUGCUUGAAGACAGGACUAACUGUGGAGAGAUUAGAGUUGGUGUUAAAAGAACAAAGUUCAGACGAAGAAGUUAUAAGGGCUAUACACUGUAG